Molecule: messenger RNA, 504 nt
Organism: Solanum verrucosum
Lineage: Eukaryota; Viridiplantae; Streptophyta; Magnoliopsida; Solanales; Solanaceae
Product: CASP-like protein 1C1
Exons: 4
Coding region: 1-504 (167 amino acids)
Source: RefSeq, a predicted model, not a curated record
AUGGCGAAGACAAAAAUUUCGAUUGGAGUAAGAUUCAUAAUCUUUGCUACAACGUUAGCAGCUGCACUUACCAUGUUGUCUACCACACAAAUGGUUCACAUGAAAGAUGGAUACACUUUUUUACCAUCUUAUAAGAAUUCCAACAAUGGAUACUCUUUCAAAGCAACAUACAAGAAUUGGAAUAGCUUUCAGUUCUUUAUAGCCGUGAACUUUCUUGGAGCUGCUUACAACCUUCUAGUUAUAAUCCUUCCUGAUGGGAGUCGUCUAUGGAAGUUGGUCGUUGUUUUGGAUAUGGUUAUUACAAUGGUACUUGUUGCAAGUUGUGCUGCAGCACUAGAGACGUACUCUCUACUCAAGAAUGGAAAUAUUCAAGCAAGUUGGCAACCCAUUUGCCGUUUUGUUCCAAUUUUCUGUGCAAAAGCAUUAGGAGCAAUUGUGAUUUUCAUAAUAGUUACCAUUGUCAAUACUGGUUCCAAUACCCCUCCUCAAGUUGGAGGGGGAUGA